Molecule: messenger RNA, 3189 nt
Organism: Linum tenue
Lineage: Eukaryota; Viridiplantae; Streptophyta; Magnoliopsida; Malpighiales; Linaceae
Source: the annotation of a GenBank genome assembly
CGUGAAACUUAGACGCGUUAAAGAAGAGGAAAAAAAAAAGAGGCUCUCUCUCUCUGCCUCUGCAUUUCUUCUUCUCUCUCAAUCGGCUUGGCUAGACUCUUCCAGCUCACUUUCUCCGGCCGACCCGCCGGUAAUCUGGGCCGUCUGAAUUAGAAGAUUCUCGAAUCACCCAGCCAGCCAAACAUAUUUUUUUUAGGAAAUCCGCCAUUAAAACUCCGUUAGUGGGGACGGACGCAAUUCAGUUGGUUUUGGGAUCAAAGGAGAGAGAAAGAGAGAGAAGGAAAGUGAGACAGAGAGAGAGAAAGAGAGAGAGAUAUGGGAGUGGAUUACUACAAGGUGCUGAAGGUGGCGAAGAGUGCGACGGAGGAUGACCUGAAGAAGUCGUACCGGCGGCUGGCGAUGAGAUGGCAUCCGGACAAGAAUCUGGUGAACAAGAAGGAGGCGGAGGCGAAAUUCAAGCAGGUCUCCGAGGCGUACGACGUGCUGAGCGAUCCCCAGAAGCGGCAGAUCUAUGAUCUCUACGGGGAGGAAGGUCUGAAGACGUUCGAUUUCCCUCCGCCCGACGACGUCCCAUCCGGGGAUUCGAAAUUCAGGUUCAAUCCCCGCGAUGCGGAGGACAUAUUCGCGGAAUUCUUCGGUGGAUCUGGCGGCGCAGGCGGCGGCGGGGUUGGUGGAGGCGGCGGCGGGGGGAGUGGGAGGAGUCAUCAUCAUCAUAAUCAUAAUAAUCGGAGGAAUGGGGAGACCCCAGGGAAUCAUCAUCACCAUCAUCAGGGGAAUAAGAAAGCUCCGGCGAUUGAGAGCAAGUUGGCUUGUAGCUUGGAGGAUCUUUACAAAGGGGCAAGACGAAAAAUGAAGAUUUCCCGCAACGUUCCUGAUGAAUUCGGCAAGCCAAAGGCUGUGGAGGAGAUCCUAAAGAUAGAUAUCAAACCCGGGUGGAAGAAAGGAACAAAGAUCACAUUCCCUGAGAAAGGUAAUCAGGAGCCUGGUGUUGGUGCAGCUGAUCUAAUAUUCGUGGUGGAUGAGAAGCCACAUGCUCUGUUCAAGCGGGAUGGGAACGAUCUUGUGGUUCAUCAAAAGAUAACCCUGCUAGAAGCUCUCACUGGAAAGACUGUUGUGUUGACAACCUUGGAUGGGAGAUUCCUCACGGUUCCGGUGAAUGAGGUCAUCAAACCGGGCCAUGAAGUUGUGAUUGAGAAUGAAGGAAUGCCCAUCUCUAAAGAGCCUAACAAUAAAGGGAACCUAAGAAUCAAGUUCGAUGUCAAGUUCCCAGCAAGAUUGACAGCAGAACAGAAGUCCGAUCUAAAACGGGUACUGGGUGGUGGUCCGUGAUGCAAGUGCCAACCUUUUCCAUUGACACUGAUCUUGCAACGUAAGUUCGUUUGGUCGGAUGUAAAUACUAUCGUGUUUUCUAAUGCUUGUUAGAAGGAAGAAGGUUGUGCAUAGUAGGAAGGAAAAUGUUGUAAGGUGUUAUAUUUUCCAGCGUAAUGUGGCCUCCUCUUGUUCUAGGGUAAUUCUCUUGGCUGCCACAGGGUUUGCUUUUGUGCUUUCUAAUUUUAAUUUUGUAUACUCAAGAGUCCUAAUCUUAGCCUCUCUUCCCCUGCAAAUGAAGGGGAAGAAGAACCUCUUUUGAUCUGUUUUUCCACAUCUGGAUAUUUCAUCUGAAUAUGUUUUACAUACUGGAGUGUGGAAAUUGUAUAACUAUCAGAUAUAUCUGAGCUGAAUAAUUUUGAACAGGGAGAGGCUGUACAAAUUGGCCUAAGAUUUGUCUGCUGACUUCGUGACUGAGACAUCGACGUACCAGGGUUAUUUUGGACAGGAGGAAUUGAUAUGACUACUAAGAUAUUGCUCUACUUUGGCCUCAGGAUAAGAUUGCCAUUUGCCAUGAUUGGCCUAAGUUUUAUUCUUCUGAUGCUCCUUUUGCCUGUGCGAUAUGCCUCUAAACAUGUUCAAAGGCUCUUCAGUCAGUUCGUCAGAAUGCUUGGACCUUUUUACAGCCUAUGCUUUUCAAUCUUGUUCCGGAGUUCGGUCUUUUUGACUCCUGCCACCUUCUCGACCUCUUUCCCAGUCUUGAUCAGCGCAAAUGCAGGCAUUAUCUGGACAUCAUAUUGGCGAGCCACCAACUGCAGUAUAUUGCAGAAUUUAGACUCAGUCGGUCUCCAGAAGCCGAAAAGAUGAGAAGAAGAAAUUCGACAAGAAAAUUAGAGACUGUAUACCGGCAACUUGUCAAUGUCGAUCUUGAUGAACAUGACUUCUGUGUAUUUAGCAGCAAAUUCCUCCAUGGCAGGCUCCAUGAGUCGACAAGGUCCACACCAUGUUGCAGUGAACUGAAUGACCAACUACAGCAGCAGCAGCAGCAAAUAACAUAAAAGAGGAAAAACAACCAGUUAGAUGAAUAGCAAAGCAAACAACUCAUGAAAUCUGUUUGAGAAAGAUCAAGUGUCCUUACCAACUUGUUAUUCUCCCUGGAAUCAUCAAUGAAGACUUUCCACUGGCUUGCAGAAUGAACCUCCACCACCCCAGGUGGCUUCUUGAAGCUCUCCCUGGAGGUCUCAGCAAGCUUCCAUGGGUUUGCAGUUGCAGGUGGUGGUUCCACGAACCCAGAUGGAGCGGGUCUCUUGUACGAAUAAUAUCCACCAGGGUUGGGGAACUUGAAGUCGAAGGAGCUUCCUAGGGUCGACCUUCUUCUCUGGAAAAGAGGGAAAUUGUAACUCAUAGCUGUUACUUUGUAUGAUUGGUCUAUUUGGGCUGUAUCGGGAAGAAGAACACUCUGGCUUGGAGAUGUAACUUCGUGGGAAGGAUCCUUAUAUAGAGAGAUCUGGAGUGGCCGCAAAAGAAAGAAAUCUGCAGCAAAGUUGUCAUUGGCAAGCUGGGGAAUAUGAUUCUUACUACAGAGAGGCUGCAAUGCUUUGGACCGCAGAAACCAAAAUGGCAAAGGAUUAGAUGCAGGUUAACGAAAUAAUUUAUAAUUUGUAGUGCAAAUGUAUUGUGAAGCAUUAUUACUAUUAUUAAUUAUUGGCUUAUAAUAACAUAAUAAUUAUAUCUUCCAUCAAAGUGGAAACCAUUGAAAUGGUGAAAAAGAAAAAGGAUAGAAAGAACAGAUCCAAUGCCAGCCACAAAUCUUUGUGCAAGCAUUAGAGUUUGGUUGACGACUUGCUUUGGUUGUAAGAAGAUUGAAAUAGAAGGUUUAGG